Diaporthe citri is the source of this 1587-nucleotide messenger RNA. RefSeq lists its product as uncharacterized. Bases 1 to 1587 code for a protein of 528 amino acids. Gene Ontology annotation, biological process: protein import into peroxisome matrix. The record is from RefSeq and is a predicted model, not a curated record. Gene Ontology annotation, cellular component: cytosol. The transcript has 3 exons. NCBI's taxonomy places the organism in Eukaryota, Fungi, Ascomycota, Sordariomycetes, Diaporthales, Diaporthaceae.
AUGGUUGUCGAUACGUCAUACUACGAUGCGCUCGGCGUGAAGCCGACGGCGACGGACCUGGAGAUCAAGAAGGCCUAUCGCAAGAUGGCCAUGGUCCACCACCCAGGCAUGUGCCAGCCACUGCCCGCAGCGCUUAACCCCGACGACCCCUCCGCCCACGAGAAAUUUCAGGCCAUAGGCGAGGCUUACCAGGUCCUGUCCGACUCGGACCUGCGAAAGGCCUACGACAAGUUUGGAAAAGACCAUGCCAAACCGCAGGAGGGUUUUGCCGACCCCGCCGAGUUCUUCACCAGCAUCUUCGGCGGCGAUGCAUUCGUGGACUGGAUCGGCGAGAUCGGCCUGAUGAAAGAUCUUACCACCACCAUGGACAUCACUGGCAUGACCGAAGAGGAGGAAGCAGCAGCAGCCGCCGCCGCCGCCGCCGCCGAGGACGACCCCGAAUUCCCCGGGACCUCAGAGGCCACCAAGGAGAGCAUGAAGACCACAGCAAACGUCGAUGGCAUGGGCGAGAAGCAUGCAUCCCCUCCGACUGCCAAGGUGGAACAGGACGCUACCGCUGGGGAAAAGCCUGCGACAACGAGCGACAAACCCGCAGUGUCACCCGGCCUAUCGCCUUCCGGCACUGCUCCCUCCCGCACCUCAUCUCCCGCGCCCGGCAGCGGCACCUCGACCCCGAAUAAGUACAAGAUCCCGAUUCGGCCCGCGAUCAUGGACCGCCCCUCGGACGACACCACCGUGACCUCGGAUGCCCAGGGCGACUCGUCGCUGCACAAGAAGGACAAGGACAAGAAGAAGGCCGGCCUGACCAAGGAGCAACGGGAGAAGCUGGCCGAGUACGAGAGAGAAAGGACACGCGUGCGCCAGGAGCGCGUGGAUAUGUUGGCCAAGAAGCUGCUGGACCGCAUAUCAGUGUGGACAGAGACAGACAAGGGUGCCGACGUGACAAGGGCAUUCCAGGAGAAGAUACGGCUGGAAGUGGAGAACCUCAAGAUGGAAUCGUUCGGCCUGGACAUCCUACACGCCAUCGGCCAGACGUACCUAGCCAAGGGCACAAACCUGCUCAAGUCGCAGAAGCUGUUCGGGAUCGGCGGCUUCUUUGGGCGGAUGAAGGACAAGGGGACCAUCGUGAAGGAGACAUGGAAUACCAUCUCGAGCGCUAUUGACGCACAGCAGACGAUGGAGGAGAUGGCACGCAUGGAGGAGAAGGGCGGCGAGGAGUGGAGCGACGAGAGGAAGAUGGAGUACGAGAGACGGGUCACGGGCAAGAUCCUGAAUGCGGCGUGGCGGGGAAGCAAGUUUGAGAUCCAGAGCGUGCUGCGCGAGGUUUGCGAUGCCGUGUUGAACGACAAGAAGAUUCCGUUGGCAAAGAGGCUGGAGCGAGCGCAGGCCAUGGUCAUCAUUGGCGAGAUUUGCGCCAAGGCUCAGCGAUCGCCCGAAGAAGAAGGUGACUUCAUGGCCUUUGAGCAGCUCGUAGCAGAGGCCACGAUUAAGAAGGAGAAGGAGAAGGAAAGAGAAGAGCGCAAGAAGAAGCACAAACACCACCCGCACUCGGAAAGCCCCACCGGCGAGGCUCCGGCCACUGCAUAG